CUCAAAACGCUUAUCAACAGCAGCUGCACGGAGUUGGUCGUUUGCCGCCGCCAAGAGUUGCUCGCAGUCGGGAUUUAGCCAGCAGCUGGAAAACACUUCCCACGCUAAAGAAAAAAAGAAGUAAAAAUGUCGCAAGGCGGAAAAGUGGAAAUUGUGCAAACAACCCCCUACGAGGGUCAGAAACCAGGCACCAGCGGAUUACGCAAAAAAGUUAAAGUUUUCACGCAGCCCAAUUACACAGAGAACUUUGUGCAAUGCACCCUGGAUGCAAAUGGUGCUGCUCUAGAUGGUUCCACUCUUGUUGUCGGCGGCGAUGGUCGCUUCUAUUGCAAGGAAGCCGCCGAGCUUAUCGUUCGCAUCGCAGCCGCAAAUGGUGUCUCCAAGCUGCUCGUCGGACAAAAUGGAAUACUCUCCACGCCCGCCGUCUCCAGCCUAAUAAGGCACAACAAAGCGCUGGGUGGUAUUGUGUUAACUGCUUCCCAUAAUCCUGGCGGUCCGGAGAAUGAUUUUGGCAUCAAGUUCAACACCGAGAAUGGCGGUCCGGCACCAGAUGCAUUCACCAACCACAUUCACAAGCUGUCGACGGAGAUUAAAAGUUAUAAACUGGUGCGUGGCCUGCAGAUUGACAUCGGCAAGGUGGGCGAGACCAGCUACACUGUAGAUGGCAAGCCAUUUGUUGUGGAGGUCAUCGAUUCGGUGGCGAACUAUGUGCGUCACAUGGAGCAGAUCUUUGACUUUGGCAAGUUGCGCGAUUUUGUCAGUGGCAAGUCGAACGGGAAGCCCCUCAAGAUGCGCAUUGACUCCAUGAAUGGUGUCACUGGCGCCUAUGUGCGUGAGAUCUUUCUGAAUCGUUUGGGCGCUGCGGAGGCGUCGGUAGUGCACACAACACCACUGCCCGACUUUGGUGGCCUGCAUCCCGAUCCGAAUCUGACGUAUGCCAAGGAUUUGGUCGAUACGGUGGCCAAGGGGGAUUACGAUAUUGGCGCUGCCUUCGAUGGUGACGGCGAUCGCAACAUGAUCAUCGGCAGCAAGGCAUUCUUUGUGACACCCAGCGAUUCGUUGGCCGUGAUUGCCCACUACCUGGAGGUCAUACCCUAUUUCCAGAAGAACGGCGUCCAUGGCUUUGCACGCAGCAUGCCCACGGCCUCCGCCGUGGAUCUGGUGGGCAAGAAGCUGGGCAAGGAGGUUUUCGAGGUGCCCACCGGCUGGAAAUACUUUGGCAAUCUGAUGGACGUCGGCCGGCUGUGUUUGUGUGGUGAAGAGAGCUUCGGCACCGGUUCCGAUCACAUACGCGAAAAGGAUGGCAUCUGGGCGGUUCUCGCGUGGAUAUCCGUCAUGCAGCACACGGGCAAGAGCAUUGAGGAUAUAUUGAAGCAGCAUUGGUCUGUCUACGGACGCAACUAUUUUACCCGUUACGAUUACGAGGAGUGCGAUCUGGAGCCCUGCAACGAGAUGAUGGCCACCAUGGAGAAGAACAUCACAGCUGCUGAUUUUGCUGGCAAGAGCUUUUCCAGCGGCGGCAAAACGUACAAGGUGAAACAAGCGGACAACUUUAACUACACUGAUCCCGUAGACAAAUCGGUGGCCACCAAACAAGGAUUGCGCAUUGUCUUCGAGGAUGGCAGCCGCAUUGUCAUGCGUCUCAGCGGCACUGGAAGCUCCGGCGCCACAGUGCGAUUGUACAUCGAUUCCUAUGAGAAGGAGAAUGUGCUUGGACAGGCUAGCGUCAUGUUGAAGCCACUGAUUGAUAUCGCUUUGGAAAUCUCGCAGCUGCCCAAGUUCACCGGACGCACUGCACCCACCGUUAUCACAUAAGCAAAGAUAGACAGUGUAUCCAUGAGCUUAACUUGUUCAACUGCCAUUUUGGUGUAGUUUUUGUUAUUGUUGUUGUUGCUCGAAGUACCCAGUUUAAUCUGCGCCCCGUUUCGAAAUUAUUCAACCAAAGAUUGGCAAAUUAAAUAUUUGAAAUUACAAAAUAUAUAAAAAUGAUGUAAUAAGAAUCUUCACACAUUUGGCAAACUAAUUUAUACAACUUUUUAAAAUGCAUGAUCCAAAAUUAA
Molecule: messenger RNA, 2060 nt
Organism: Drosophila grimshawi
Lineage: Eukaryota; Metazoa; Arthropoda; Insecta; Diptera; Drosophilidae
Gene: Pgm1
Product: phosphoglucomutase
Exons: 4
Coding region: 127-1815 (562 amino acids)
Biological process (GO): carbohydrate metabolic process
Cellular component (GO): cytosol
Molecular function (GO): magnesium ion binding; phosphoglucomutase activity
Source: RefSeq, a predicted model, not a curated record